Paramuricea clavata is the source of this 4217-nucleotide messenger RNA. Lineage: Eukaryota; Metazoa; Cnidaria; Anthozoa; Malacalcyonacea; Plexauridae. The record is from the annotation of a GenBank genome assembly.
AUGGAAGACGAUUUAUAUACGUCAAGCCAAGUGGAAGACCUAGAUGAUAACGAACCAUUGACUGACGAUAUAAAGAUCCCAUUUCUCUACAAGAAGAACCCGGGUAGCUGGUAUUUUUAUAAACUUUAACACAAUAUCGGCAAAUUCAUUAGAUACAUAAUGUGUUUAAUGAUUGAAUGGGUUUCUGUGCCUCGUUUGGGUAACUAUAACCAGUUACACAAUCCCACUGGACUAGAUUGUCCCCUGUGUCGUCAUUCCAAUGUAGUGCUUUGGAGUUAACUUAGUACUUUUCGGAAACAGUUUACGUGCAUACUUUCUCGUUUGUCAUACAUUACCAACAAUCUAGAACAUACUGUACAACCUCUAACGGUCGGUGUCAUUUUGGGUAGUGAUGACAACGACCAGAUAUAUAACUACCUGAACACUGCAAACAGAACUUUGACGUUUUAGCAAAGGUCCUUCGUUGGGAAGUUAGUGGCCUGGUUUGCAUUAACAUAUGAUACCAAACAUAUUCUUCUAAUGUUUCAAAAAUGCAAUUUAAUGGCACAGAAAAAUUCAUUUUCACUUAGAAUAUUAAAUCCUUGUACACUGAUAUUCCGCAUCACGAUGGUUUGAGGGGCCCUAACAAGAUGUUCACCCUCAGUAACUAGUCUUAACCAUGGUAUUUUUUGUUUGUAGAAAGUUUGAACUUCGGUCAAGAUACUGAUCUCAUACCUGAUUGCCUUGGUAAGUACGUAGAUGACUGCCUUAGCACAGCUUUAGUUCUCGCGUCUCAUUCAGCGCUCCACUGCUUAUAUGAGAUCAGCGAGACGAGUCUAUUAUUUUUUAGAUUCACACUAUCAUGUUUAUAGAUAGCCGAAUCUUGCAAUUUAUUGCAGUAGUUACUUCCGUGUUCAACAAGCCCACUGACCCUACAGCUAGCUUCUAUUUUCUUCAUCCCAUCCGAACCACACCAAAAAGUCGAUCACUUUCCUUUGUUUUUGUUGCAUUUGCAGUUAAUACGAGAGUUUCUAAGCCUGAAACACCAUGCAUGCAUUUUUGAAGGCCCUCCAAAUUUCCCAAUCUACAACUCCUAGAGACUCUUCGUGUCUAAUCUCGUCGGUAACAGCAAAAUUUCCCUGGUCUGAACUUAUUAUCCAAAGUAAGAAUAACGAAUUACCAUAUUGAGAAAAGAUCCUGAAACAUUUUACAUUUUUUCCUAUAUCCUCGUACUAUUCGAUGCAGAAGAAAUAUCCGUGAAACCCUAGUCAUAGCUCCCUACCACAGGAUUCGUAGUCACAUAAUGGCACGAUUCCUUAUAAUAUGGUGUGAGUCAAUGUAAAACGUGUGACUAUUCAAUUUCGACAACUAUUUCGGCAAUAAUAACCCACAAAAUGUGCCUCGAUUUAAAAUUGGCAUGGUCCACCUUUUUGUUUAGCUUUAUCUGUCUUUGCUUGACACAAGCAAUCAUCUUCUAAUUCUCACCUUAUUCCAUGCUAUUAUAAUUCAUAUUUAAUUGUUGUAAUUAUCACCUAACUUGAAUGUUAAUAUUACCCUGCGAGCAAAGUCCUCGCGUAUUUCUUCUCGGCACAGCAUGGAGAAGCGAGAGAAACUCUGCAGAACUUGUGUAUAUUCUUUGUGGAGCCGACAAUCCAAAAACUUGGAUAAUUAUGUGUAAUUUCAGGUUUGAUACUGGUUUUAUAACCGGUUUUGAUCUGAACCGGAAACUACUUAUUCAAUCUUCUUCUGGGAAAUGAGCAGUUGCUUAGCAACCUUCGCGCAUGCUCAAAUGAAUUUAUACACAAGUUCUGCAGAGUCUCUCUCUCGCUUCUCCGUGCCGUGCCGAGAAGAAAUACAAGAGGACUUUGCUCGCAGGGUAUAUUAAUAUAUUCUGGGGUAUGAUUUCCAUUUUUUGUUCAGAUUUCCUUUUUCAGAAUAAAUCUAUCUGUUCGUUGGUUUAUUUUUGUCACAUGUAUAUUUUCCCAAUCAACGCUGCUAACCUCCCGACAAAGGUUCCUUCGCUCGAGACGUCGAAAUUCUAUUUGUAUUUUUCAGGUAUAGUUGUAUCCAGCAUACAGCUGUUGCUACAGCAUAUGUCAACCUUUAUUUCCGUUUUUUUAUUUCAGAUGCAGCGCAAGACGUUGAAGAAAAGCUCAAUCUGUGGGAGCUGUCUGACGAGGAACGUGUGGAUUUUAUUUGCACUUUACAGUACAAAAUUGUUCGUGAAUUUAGCAAGGCCGUAACUUUGUACGAAGAAGUGAGUAUUAUCGACUAUUCAACUAGAGUAAUUCUCUAAAACGUGGCAAAAAUGCAUACGUACAUAAUUAUAUACAUAUAGUAAAAGAAAUGAAAUACGAAUCGAAAUUCAUUAAGCGAAACAAAAAAUAGAGUGAAAUAAACAUGAGGCCCUUAAAAACGAGACAAAUCAAAUACUAUUGAUGCGCUACUACAUAAAUUUUAGACUUUCAAUUUACUUUAGUAAGAUUAACCAUUACUUAAAAAACAUAAAGUUAUUUAAAGCAAAUUGUUACCACAUUUUUUCAUUACUUAAAAUUAUUGUUAAUAUUUCAUGAAGAAAAUUCAAAGUUACAGUUACAGUUGUCAGUUUCCGUAUUCUGCGAUUGGCUGUUCCUAAUUAUAUGUGCGUUGUGUUUGGUGAUUAUAGACUUAACGUUGUUCAUGCAACUAUAUAGCUUACUUUUAAAGUGUUUCUGUUGAAAAUCUUGUGUAGUUUGUGCUGUAGUGGGAAGUGUUUGUCAAUUAAACUUAAGAAUCCCCGUCCUAUGUUCGUGUUAACACUUUCGCUAAAUGGUGGGUUGAACCAAAUUAUGUUGCGUUGCCUAUUCCUAUGUGUCCGUUGCGAUGCUUCCUGAGUGUACGUAAAUUCUUGGUCAAAGUUAUUAUGUCUAAGAGCGUUCUGGUAACUAGGGCGUAAAAAAUACCUGUGGUUCCGGUUUCAUAUCGUGAAAAAAUUAGGGUCGGUAGGUCGGAAAUAAUUUUUUUUUUUAAUAUUUUUUUCAUGGUUUUGCCGGUUUUUUUGCUGGGCGAUUUGCAUUAGAGUCUCGACAUCAAUAUUAACUAGAGAUGCGUAUUUCCUAUGGACGAAUUGAGGCAAUUUGGUUCAAUAUUUAUUGUGACAACAGACGCCAUUUUGGCACGCUGUAUGAGCAGCCCGCAACCACCUGGAGAAAAUAGAGUCGCAAGGUCAAUCGCGUUGAAAAAAUAAUUGGGUCGGCAGAAAAAAAUAGGGUCGGUCGGGAACCGGAACCACAGGUAUUUAAUUGUCUUGUAAUGCUUGGUGGAUGGUUUAAAUGUCUGUUGAUGAACAAUGGUUCGUCAUUCAGUUUCCGGGGGCUGCUUAUAUGUGUUUUUGCCGAAACGUGCGAGUGGUGGGGUAACAAAGCAUUCAUUCAAUCUAUUGUUUGCGUUGUUUACGCAGAAAUUCCUAAUCGAAAUGUGGGAAUAUGUGGAUUACUAAGUAUUGUUUUCGUUGUUUACGCGAAAUUUCUUCCUAUGUCUGCACGUAGAUAUAAUAUUAAUUUCCAUUUUUUUAUUGAGUAAACAGUUUUUGUUUUCUUCUUUCAAAAUACAAAAUUUUUUCCUCUAAACAUAAAUUGAAUCGUUUUGAUCCUCCCGUAUACGAAAUAGCGCGUUUCAAAAUUUGCCAAUUGAUAUUAAAAUAACAAAAACGAUAACAAAAAAGAUUUUUAAUUACAAUUGGGAAAUUUUGAAACCCGCUAUUUCGUACACGGGAGGAUCAAAACGAUGUAAUUUAUGUUGAGAGGAAAAAUUUUGUAUUUUGAAAGAAGAAAACAAGAACUGUUUACUCAAUAAAAGAAUGGAAAUUAUAUUUACGUGCAGACAUGCAUAUAGGAAGAAAUUUCGCGUAAACAACGCAAACAAUACUUAGUAAUCCACAUACUCCCACAUUUCAAUUAGGAAUUUCCGCGUAAACAAGGCAAACAAUACAUUGAAUGCAUGCUUAGCUUUGUUAACCCUGUAUAAGCCUGUAUAAGCUAUUCAAUAUAGUCGUAGUAAUCCCACAGAAUAUACUGUGCGUGAAAUUUUGAGACACCCAGUAUUUUUGGCCAUGUUAAUUGAUUAUUCCCAUUAAUCUCUGUUCUAGAAUGGAAAGUACCGUCAGGAUAUCUUGGAUGAUCGCACUGUUAAUGUAUUGAAGAACUAUGAUGUCAUUGGUAUGACCGUUACCGGGGCUGCAACUCGCUUACACUUGUUGG